AUGGCGAAGAUCUGCACUAAAAAGUCCUACCCAACCAAUGGGAGUUCAUUACGCGACUCUGAUGACAACUCGGACAGAAUACACUCCGCUGGUGAGGACACACCCUCCCGGGUGCCAGGGGCAGCCUCCACGGCCACUAACAGACUCCCUCAAUCAGGCCAGAGGACCAGCACAUCCCCCGGAGCCAUGAGCAGGCUCUCUCACAUCCUGUCCACUCUGCGGGGUCUGGAAGUGGGCAGAAGGCCUCAUGGUCCAGACAAAAGGGAGAGGGAGAGGGAGAGGGAGAGGCCAGACUCCCUCCUGGAGCACUUCCGAGGCCCUCGGCUACCUGACCUGCAGCCAGACGGACCUGACAAAAGGAAAAAUGAAAAUGUGUUUCCCCAAAGUAAAACCAAUCAUUGGCCCCUGGCCGCUUACAACAUGAACAACUGCAACAACACAGAUGACAAAAAAGAGGACAAGAAAGAUGAGAUAAAGAAAGAUGAGAAAAAACAGGAGGAGAAAAAAGACGGGGACAAGAAGGAGGAGGAGAAAAAAGACGGUGACAAGAAGGAGGAGGAGAAAAAAGACGACAAGAAGGAUGAAAAAAAGGAUGACAAGAAGGAUGACAAGAAAGAUGACAAGAAAAAGGAAGAGGAGCCAAAGAAAGAGCUCUGGGUCAUGGACCCCUCACAAGACCAAUACUACCACUGGCUUGGAGUCAUUGCUUUGCCUGUGUUUUACAAUCUUGUUAUGAUUGUAACGAGGUCCUGUUUUAAUGAACUUCAGGAGAAUUAUACUUAUUUGUGGAUUUUUUUGGAUUACACGUCAGACUUAAUCUAUCUCACAGAUACAUGGGUCAAAUCACGAACAGCGUUUCUCGAGCAAGGAUUAAUAGUCAGAGAUAAAAAGAAGCUGCGGGACAACUACAUUGCCAAAUCCAUCUUCAAGUAUGACAUGCUGGCAAUGUGUCCCACUGACUUUUUGUUUUACUACUACGGAUACAACUGCCCCGAGCUGAGAUUCAACCGCCUGUUCAAAAUGUCUCGUUUAUUCGAGUUCUUUGAACGCACCGAGACCAGAACGAGCUACCCCAAUAUGUUCCGCAUCAGCAACCUCGUCCUCUACAUCCUGAUCAUCAUCCACUGGAACGGCUGCCUGUUCUACGCCAUCUCGAAAACCCUCGGCUUCGGCUCGGACUCCUGGGUGUACCCCAACGCCAGCCGCCCCGGGUUCGAACGCCUGGCCAGGAAGUACAUCUACUGCCUGUACUGGUCCACGCUCACCCUCACCUGUAUCGGAGAAGUGCCGCCGCCCGUCUCGGACUUGGAGUACCUGUUUGUGGUGAGCGACUUCCUGGUGGGCGUGCUAAUUUUCGCCUCCAUCGUGGGUAACGUGGGCUCCAUGGUGUUGAACAUGAACGCCUCCCGCACGGACUUCCAGGGCAAGGUGGAUUCCAUCAAGCAGUACAUGUCAUCGCGUCAGGUCAGCAAGGAGCUGGAAGCCCGCGUCAUCAAGUGGUUCGACUACCUCUGGACGGAGAACAAGACCUGCGACGAGAAGGCCGUGCUCAAGACCCUCCCGGACAAGCUGGUAGCCGAGAUCGCCAUCAACGUGCACUUGGACACGCUGAAGAAGGUGCGCAUCUUCCAGGGCUGCGAGGCCGCGCUGCUCAUCGAGCUGGUACUGAAGCUGCAGCCGCAGGUGUUCAGCCCCGGCGACUACAUCUGCAAGAAGGGCGACAUCGGCCGGGAGAUGUACAUCAUCCAGGACGGCAAGCUGGCCGUGGUGGCCGACGACGGCAUCACUCAGUUCGUUGUGCUGGGCGAGGGGGCGUACUUUGGGGAGAUCAGUAUCCUGGGCAUCAAGGGCAGCAAGGCGGGCAACCGCAGGACGGCCAACAUCCGCAGCGUGGGCUACUCCGACCUCUUUGCGCUGUCCAAGGACGACCUCAUGGAGUCGCUGACCGAGUACCCCGACGCCAAGAAGGCCUUGGAGGAGAAGGGUAAAGCCAUCUUGAUGAAGGACAACCUGAUCGAUGAGGCCAUCGCCAAUGCGGGAGCAGACCCGAUCGUGAUGUACAACAGGAUCUUAGCCUUGCAGGGCAGCGUCGACGAAACCACCACCAAGUUCGCCAGGCUUAUGGCUGAGCAAGUAUCUACCCAAAACAAGAUUCGGGAACGGGUCAAAGCCAUGGAAGCCAAAGUGAAGUCUCUGAGCAAGGAUGAAAAAGAGGAGGUGGUUGAUGAGAAAGGCGAGAAAAAAUAACUUUUAAUUGCUAAACGAAAGAGAAAGCAAGAAAAAUAAGGAGGGGAUCAAAGACUGGAAAAAAAUAUAUAACGCAUUGUACCACAAAACCUCCGCAACCGAGACAUUUUGUUUUGCAUUUGUAAGAAUUACAUUUAUAGUUUUGUUGAAUAUCAGUCUGUUUUUUGCAUCAUGUAUAUUUCUUAAUUAUGACAUUGGCGUAAAGAAGACUGUGCUCGAGUUUUGUCUACAUACUAUUACCCUUUUUGCCGUGUCAUUCUGUACACAUGAUAAUAUGGAUCAGGAGGAAUGAAAAUGUUGCACAGUUUGGGGAACAUCAACUUUGAUGUUGUGGCAGUAUUUGUACAUUUGUGUGAAGAGUGGAGCAGGACAGCAUGCCUCUUGACGACAUUUAAAUGUGAUACCAUGUGUUGAAAUUAGUAGCUAAUGACUACAUCAGAAUAUUUUAAUACGGUUACCACACAAUCACCAAAGUGUUUGACAUAGUUGGUACUAUGGAAAAGGUGCUUCUGCACAUUCAUUUUUUGUCUGUCCCGAAUAGAUAUAAAGUGUUUUUUAGAGCUUAAGCUUGCCUAUCUGCAUAAACUGAAUUGAACCGAAUUGAAUA
Molecule: messenger RNA, 2854 nt
Organism: Engraulis encrasicolus (European anchovy)
Lineage: Eukaryota; Metazoa; Chordata; Actinopteri; Clupeiformes; Engraulidae
Gene: cnga3a
Product: cyclic nucleotide gated channel subunit alpha 3a
Exons: 8
Coding region: 1-2247 (748 amino acids)
Biological process (GO): monoatomic cation transmembrane transport
Cellular component (GO): intracellular cyclic nucleotide activated cation channel complex; plasma membrane
Molecular function (GO): protein-containing complex binding; cGMP binding; intracellularly cGMP-activated cation channel activity
Source: RefSeq, a predicted model, not a curated record